AUGGCCACCUCAAUUGCGGCUUCUAAGCGGCCCUUGGUCCACUUGCCCUUCCUUCUCCCAUCAUGGUCCGACUCCCUUGCUGUGGGAUCUCGACGAUAUCAAUCCUCAUAUCGACGAACAAAGCAACGUCUUCGCGUCAAGCCAGAUGCCUCCUUCGGCUCUACGCAUCAAGGACGCGAUCAAAUCAUCUACAACCCGCCCUCCAGUGCUCCCUCUGUCUAUCAUACCCCCAGCAAGUUCCUGCCCCCCAACGAUGCCCGCAGGUCGAUGCGCAUCGAAGACUCCACAACAUCGGGCGCCACAACUGCCGUUGAACAGCUCCCCAACGUCUACCGCAGUGACCCCGAGCGAAAGUACCACUUGACCCCUAAAGACGUUGAGGAAAUCCGCAGCCUCCGAUUGAGUGACCCGAUGACCUGGAGUCGACACAAAUUGGCCAAGCGAUUUGAAUGCUCUCCUCUUUUCAUUGCCUUGGUCUGCGAGGCAAGCCCAGAGAAGAAGCAAAUUCAAAGACAGGUGUUGGAGGCGGUGCAAUCACAAUGGGGACCCAAGCGGCGGAUGGCCCGAGAGGAUCGGAAGUUGCGCCGGGAGGCAUGGGGGCGCGACGAGUGA
Molecule: messenger RNA, 612 nt
Organism: Penicillium oxalicum
Lineage: Eukaryota; Fungi; Ascomycota; Eurotiomycetes; Eurotiales; Aspergillaceae
Product: mitochondrial 54S ribosomal protein mL58
Exons: 1
Coding region: 1-612 (203 amino acids)
Cellular component (GO): mitochondrial large ribosomal subunit
Molecular function (GO): structural constituent of ribosome
Source: RefSeq, a predicted model, not a curated record